AUGGAGGUUGGAAUUGGAAUUGGAUUCAAGACACUGACAGUGCUUGUUGGAUUGAAAGGCCCGCCUACACUGCCGAUAAUUGGCAACAUACACCAGCUACCAAAGAAGGAUCUCCACAAAGCAUAUCAGCAAUGGGGCGAGAAAUAUGGCCCAAUCUUCUCUCUCCAACUCGGUCAAGAGACAGUCAUUGUCCUCGCCGACGGGUAUGCUGUCAAAGCGGUCAUGGAUAAGCGGAGUGGCAACACCUCCGACCGCCCCAAGUUGUACAUGCAAGAUAUAUGGGAAGGCUCACGAAUCAUCAUGAGAGGCUAUGACGAUCUCUGGAAGAUUGAACGAAGACUCUACCACAUCUUUCUGAACCAAAACGUCGCGGCCAAAUACGUACCAUACCAAUCGCUCGAGACGAAGAAGAUGUGCCUGGAUCUCCUCGACCACCCCGAGGCCUUUGUCGACCAUAUCGGUCGCGCCACCAGCAGUCUCUCGACGAGCAUGACCUACGGCUUCCGCAUCCCCACGCUGGGGAAUCCCAUUGCCGAAACCAUGUUUGAGACGGCCCACGGCUUCUUCGCCUUGGUGGUCAACAGCCAGCUCUUCGAUUGGUAUCCGCGACUGCGAAUCGUGGCCAAGAUCCUGCCGAAAUGGUUGAAUCCUUUGGCCGCCAAAGGAACUCGAAUCUAUCACAAGGAACGCGCGCACUUCCGCCAGCUGUUUUUGGACGCCAAAGCGAGGGGGAAGUCCGGCACCGCUUUACCUUGUUUCGCCCUCGAUAUCGCCCAAGCUCAGGAGACUUGGAAGGAUGUCGAUCUUCUCACCGACCAUGCAGCAUCUUACAUUGCUGGCAUCUCAUUUGAAGCAGGCGCCGACACUUCGAAAAAUACCUUGGUCGGCUUCAUCAAGGCCAUGGUUCUGUUCCCGGAAGCACAGAAGCUGGCGCAGAAGGAAAUCGACGACGUGGUGGGCAGCGACACGAUGCCUGGGAUCGAGCAUUCCGAUCAACUGCCGUACAUCAGAGGCACGGUGAAGGAAUCGCUGAGAUGGAUGCCAACAGCCAUCACCGGUGCCGUCCCGCACGCAGCCCGAACCGAAGACCAUGUGAAUGGAUAUCGCAUUCCGGCCGGGGCGACGAUUUCACUGGCCGUAUGGUCAUGCAACAACGACCCCAAGCUGUUCCAUGAUCCGCGCGUGUUCAACCCGGCCCGACACAACGUCAGUCUCUCGAUCGGCCAGGCCGCCGUCGCGCCGGACGUCAAAGACCGAGAUAUGUGGACGUUUGGCGCCGGGCGUCGCAUUUGCCCCGGUCUGCAGGUGGCGGAGCGCACGCUUUUCCUGUCGAUUGCGCGCAUCCUGUGGGCUUUCGACAUCACGCCGGAAAGGGACGCUGACGGAGUCGCCCUCGAGAUCGAUCCCGAUGCCGUCACCCAGUCGAUUGGAUGUUGUCCGUUGCCUUUCAGAUGUAAAAUCACCCCACGCGACGAGAAGCGGGCACAGAUCUUGAGGGACGAGUGGGCCAGGGCCCAAGAAGUUCUCACCAAGGAUGGAAACUACAAAGAGUAUAUCCUGAAGAAGUAG
Capronia epimyces CBS 606.96 is the source of this 1569-nucleotide messenger RNA. RefSeq lists its product as uncharacterized. The record is from RefSeq and is a predicted model, not a curated record. Gene Ontology annotation, molecular function: iron ion binding; heme binding; monooxygenase activity. Lineage: Eukaryota; Fungi; Ascomycota; Eurotiomycetes; Chaetothyriales; Herpotrichiellaceae. The coding region runs from base 1 to 1569 and encodes 522 amino acids. The transcript has 6 exons.